AUGAAGACUAAUCUUGAAGAAUAUAAUAGAAUAGCAACCGCUCAAUAUUAUUCUAAGAGCUAAGUAUAAUAAUGUAUAAAAAUCUUUAGGAAUUAAAAAAAAUGAAUAGAAGAGAGUAAGUUGGCAAAGCUUUAGAUAUUAACCCGUUAUUUGCUGAAGCUUAUGCAUUGUGA
This is a messenger RNA of Paramecium sonneborni, 173 nucleotides long. NCBI's taxonomy places the organism in Eukaryota, Ciliophora, Oligohymenophorea, Peniculida, Parameciidae. The record is from the annotation of a GenBank genome assembly.